AUGUCUCUCUCAAAGGGAGGCUCCCACAGCCCCGCCCUCUUCCCGCCUGGGAGACCUAGGACCCCACUUCAGAGGAAGGGCAUCCUCACUGCCUGCCUCACUGGGUCUCAGGGGAGGGCAGACUUUGUGGGCGCCAGACCCACUUGUGUCAGUAGAGGGAGACGUCCAAGAUCUGCAGACAUAAAAGUGGGAAUCCUGAGUGAGGACCUGGGGCCCAAGGACCCUAAUCCUUCAGGCAUCCGGCAUCAGGCGCGCCCUGGACAGCCCCGCGGGAAAGGACCCACCAACUUCUACUUGGGAGUUGAAGACCUGUGUGGCGGUUGCCUGGCUGAGGGCGGCUUCGCAGUAGUGGCUUUGAGUCAAGCCAUCAUGCCUCGUGGUCAUAAGAGCAAGCUCCGUGCUCAGAAGAAACACCACCAAAACAGAGCUGAGAAACAAGGUGAUAAGAGUGCUCAGGCCGCUGCAGGAAAGGAAGGAGAGGCCAUUUGUUCCUCCUCUUCUGUUUUAGGGGAUGCUGGUGCUGGCACUCUCCAGGCACCUCAGGGUGCCCCAGCCACCACCAGUGGCGCUGCAGCUGCCUCAUGUGAAAUACCUGCUGUAAAAGCCAAAGGCCAUGUUAGGAAAAGUAAAAGUUCCUCCAGGGCCUCAAUUUCCACUAAGAAUGCUGGCCAAGAUCUUAUAAAUCAAAAGGCAAUUAUGUUAGUAGAGUACCUGCUGUAUCAAUAUAAAAAGAAUGAUCUCAUUAAAAAGGAAGACAUGCUGAAGAUCAUCCACAAGUGGUUCAGGAAGGACUUCCCUGAGAUCCUCGGGAGAGCCUCUGAGCGCAUGGAUCGGUUCUUCGGCCUGCAAGUGAAAGAAGUGAAGCCCAACAGUAAUUCCUACACCCUUGUCGACAGUGAAGAUGAGAGUCUGAGCAGCGGCUUCAGAUUUCCUACCAAAGGGAUUCUGAUGCCUAUCCUGGGUGUCAUCUCCUUGAAUGGCAACAGCGCCACUGAGGAGGAGAUCUGGAAAUUCCUGAAUAUGAUGAGUGUCUAUGAUGGAAAGAGUCACUUCAUUUUUGGGGAGCCCAGGAAGCUUAUCACCCAAGAUUUGGUGCAGGAAAAAUACCUGGUGUACCAACCUGUGCCCAACAGUGAUCCUCCACGCUAUGAGUUCCUGUGGGGUCCUAGAGCCCACGCUGAGACCAGCAAGAUGAAAGUCCUCGAGGUUUUAGCCGAUCUCAGUGAUACCCUGCCCACUGCCUACUCACCCCAUUAUGAAGAGGCUUUGCAAGAUGAGGAAGAGAGAAAGCAAGCCAGAGCCCAAGCUGCACCCAGGGAUGCCACUCCUCCCAAGGCCAGUGGUGGCUCCAGGGCCAAAUCCAGCAUCUAA
Molecule: messenger RNA, 1371 nt
Organism: Myotis lucifugus (little brown bat)
Lineage: Eukaryota; Metazoa; Chordata; Mammalia; Chiroptera; Vespertilionidae
Product: melanoma-associated antigen B2-like
Exons: 2
Coding region: 1-1371 (456 amino acids)
Biological process (GO): negative regulation of transcription by RNA polymerase II
Cellular component (GO): nucleus
Source: RefSeq, a predicted model, not a curated record